Molecule: messenger RNA, 2770 nt
Organism: Sclerotinia trifoliorum
Lineage: Eukaryota; Fungi; Ascomycota; Leotiomycetes; Helotiales; Sclerotiniaceae
Source: the annotation of a GenBank genome assembly
UGUGUGUCCAGAGCUUGCAAAGAUUCGAUUAGUGAUAUCAAGUGAAAGCUCAGGUCUGCAAUGCUCUUUCCCUUUGGCCUACCAAUAUCCAUUAGUUGUUGGUAGAAACUAGAAAUUAUCUAUACAAUGCUCCGCACAUAUCUUUCCACUACUUGGUCAUGACUUGAGACUCUCAGAAACUGUACCUGCUUGCUUGAUUAAAUCUCAUUGGUCUCCUCCAUCUUUGAUCCUCGGCCUUUUAUGUCACUUGGUCUUCGUCCUCGUUUGAAAGCUCGGCCCUCAUUCUUAGACCUCAUCAAAAUCCAACAUAUCGAUACCUUGUCAACAGCUCCAAUUGAGCUUAAUCAAGAACCACUUCCACAACUUCCUCUAUCACCCCCUCCAACAACAACAACUACAUUCACAGUUCCGAAUUUAAUUCAAAAAGAGUUUGCCAACAUGGCUCCGCAAAGAGAUGCCGAUGGAGAGGAACAAUAUGGUUUGUCUUUGCCUAUUCACAUAUUCUACCAAUGAAUACUAAUCGUGAUCCUACAGGUUCAAUUUACUCCGUAUCAGGGUUUGUGCAAGAGCUCAUCAGUAUGCGUCCACUGAACUGACCAUCUCUAGUCCUGUCGUGGUGGCAGAGAAUAUGAUUGGAGUUGCUAUGUACGAGUUGGUAAGUUGGCUUUGUCCUUAUAGCCAGCAUUGUGCUUGCUCACUUCUGAAUAGGUUCGAGUCGGUCACGAUAACCUUGUCGGUGAAGUUAUUCGAAUCGAAGCCGAUAGAGCGACUAUUCAAGUGUACGAGGAGACAGGUAUGAGAGCACAUAUGGCCCUGGGCUAAAAUUAUAACUGACUGUUGGGUAUAAAGCUGGUGUUACCGUUGGAGACCCCGUUGUACGUACCGGAAAGCCUUUAUCAGUUGAGUUGGGUCCAGGUCUUAUGGAAACAAUUUACGAUGGUAUUCAAAGACCUCUCAAAGCUAUCGCAGACAAUUCAAACAGCAUCUACAUUCCUCGAGGUAUCUCCGCGCCCGCUUUAAACAGAGAAAAGGAUUGGGAUUUUAAGCCUAUCAUGAAAGUUGGAGACCACAUCACUGGAGGAGACAUUUGGGGUACAGUUUACGAGAACUCCCUUUUGGAUGACCACAAGAUUCUUUUCCCACCAAGAGCCAGAGGUACAAUUACUCGUAUUGCUGAAAAGGGAAGCUACAAGGUCGACCAAAAGAUCCUCGAGGUUGAAUUUGACGGCAAAAAGACCGAAUAUAGCAUGAUGCACACUUGGCCUGUACGUGUGCCACGACCAACUACCGAAAAAUUGGCAGCAGAUAAGCCAUUUAUUGUCGGUCAACGUGUAUUGGAUGCACUUUACCCUAGUGUCCAAGGAGGAACUGUUGCUAUCCCAGGUGCUUUCGGAUGUGGUAAGACUGUUAUCAGUCAAUCUGUCUCUAAGUUUUCGAAUAGUGAUAUUAUUGUUUAUGUUGGAUGGUAAGGAUUGAAUCUUGAUCAAUACCAGUGACGUUAUGCUAACAAAAAAUGUACAGUGGAGAGCGUGGUAAUGAGAUGGCUGAAGUAUUGAUGGAUUUCCCAGAACUUUCCAUCGACAUCGAUGGACGUAAAGAGCCUAUCAUGAAGCGUACGACACUUAUUGCUAAUACCUCCAAUAUGCCUGUCGCCGCUCGUGAAGCUUCUAUUUAUACAGGAAUUACAGUGGCCGAAUACUUUAGAGAUCAGGGUAAGGAUGUUGCCAUGAUGGCUGAUUCUACUUCUCGUUGGGCUGAGGCUCUUCGUGAAAUUUCUGGUCGAUUGGGAGAGAUGCCUGCUGAUCAAGGUUUCCCCGCUUACCUCGGUGCCAAACUUGCUAGUUUCUACGAACGUGCUGGUAAAGUUCAAGCUCUUGGUGGUCCUGACCGUGAAGGUAGUGUCAGCAUUGUCGGUGCCGUCAGUCCCCAGGAGGGAUUUCUCCGAUCCUGUCACAAGUAGUACUUUGGGUAUUGUGCAAGUUUUCUGGGGUCUCGACAAGAAACUUGCUCAACGUAAACAUUUCCCUUCCAUCAACACCUCAGUCAGUUACAGUAAAUAUACCAAUGUUCUCGACAAAUACUACGAGAAAGAUUUUCCCGAAUUCCCAAGACUUCGAGACCGUAUCAAGCAACUUUUGUCUGAUUCUGAAGAAUUGGAUCAAGUCGUACAAUUGGUCGGAAAGUCAGCCUUGUCCGACCCGGAUAAAAUCACUUUGGAUGUAGCUGCGAUGAUCAAGGAAGAUUUCUUACAACAGAAUGGUUAUAGUGAUUACGAUCAGUUUUGCCCUAUCUGGAAGACCGAAUGGAUGAUGAAGGCAAUGAUGGGUUUCCACGAUGAGGCACAAAAGGCUAUUGCACAAGGGCAAACUUGGGCCAAAGUACGUGAAGCUACUGGAGAACUUCAAUCGCAAUUGAGAAGCAUGAAGUUUGAGGUUCCAAGUGAAGGCGAGGAGAAGAUCACGAAGAAGGUAUGUUUUAUCUUUUGUACUCACAUGACCAUGUACUUAUCUAACAUUUUCAUAGUACGAGGAUCUAGUUCAAGCUAUGACCGACAAGUUUGCUUCAGUCACCGACGAGUAAAGGAAGUAUGCUUAAUAGGAGAUUAUUCUGAGAAGUGGUACAGCGGCCUGCACUUCUUGCUUUAGCUUGUAACAAGGUUUUGUUGGGUGAUAGAUAUGAGAUUGUAUGCAUAUAACUAGCGAAUGGACUUUAUAAAAGUAAUUAUUCUUGAACCAUCUCCAUCUCUAUCUCCAUCCCCAUCGAUGUCUAU